Cygnus atratus (black swan) is the source of this 975-nucleotide messenger RNA. RefSeq names its product annexin A10 (gene ANXA10). Gene Ontology annotation, cellular component: cytoplasm. The record is from RefSeq and is a predicted model, not a curated record. NCBI's taxonomy places the organism in Eukaryota, Metazoa, Chordata, Aves, Anseriformes, Anatidae. Gene Ontology annotation, molecular function: calcium-dependent phospholipid binding; calcium ion binding. The transcript has 12 exons. The coding region runs from base 1 to 975 and encodes 324 amino acids.
AUGUAUUGUGGAGAUUAUACACAAGGAACAAUUUUUCCUGCUCCAAAUUUUAACCCUAUUAUGGAUGCGCAGGUGCUAGGAGGAGCCCUACAGGGAAUUAGUUGUGAAAAAGAUGUGUUGAUUGACAUCCUAACGCAGCGCUGCAAUUCACAACGGCUUAUGAUUGCUGAGGCAUACAGAGACAUGUAUGGCAGGGAUUUGAUAGCAGACCUAAAAGAGAAUCUCUCUCAUCACUUCAAAGAAGUCAUGGUUGGCCUGAUGUAUCCACCUGCCUCCUAUGAUGCCCAUGAGCUCUGGCAUGCCUUGAAGGGAGUAGACACAGAAGAAAACUGUCUAAUUGACAUAUUAGCCUCAAGAUCAAAUAUGGAGAUAUUCCAGAUGAAAGAAGCCUACUUAAUGCAAUAUAAUAACGAUCUUCAACAAGAUAUCGAUUCUGAGACUUCAGGUCACUUCAGAGACACGCUUAUGAACCUUGCUCAGGGAACGAGGAUGGAAGGAUAUGCAGAUCCUUCUUCAGCUGCUCAGGAUGCAAUGAUUCUAUGGGAAGCGUGUCAGCGGAAAACAGGCGAACACAAAAACAUGCUGCAAAUGAUUCUCUGCAAUAAGAGUUACCAGCAGUUGUGGAUGGUUUUUCAGGAGUUCCAAAAUAUCUCUGGGCAAGACUUGGUAGAUGCCAUUAAUGAAUGUUACGAUGGAUACUUUCAAGAAUUGCUGGUUGCAAUAGUUCUCUGUGUUCGUGACAAGCCUUCCUACUUUGCUUAUAGGCUUUACAAUGCAAUUCACGAGUUUGGAUUCCACAAUAAGACAGUCAUAAGGAUUCUCAUUGCCAGGAGUGAAAUCGACUUGAUGAAUAUACGCCAACGAUACAAAGAGAGAUAUGGCAAAUCGCUCUUUCAUGAUAUUAAACAUUUUGCUUCAGGGCACUAUGAGAGUGCUUUACUUGCUAUCUGUGCUGGUGAUGCUGAAGAUUAUUAA